AUUUCAAACACUCUCCCUUCUCUUCAACACCUGCUACCCUUUCCUCACCCUUUCCAACUGCCCAAACAGGCAAAAGGAAAACCUGCUGCCAUGGAUGGAAAAGGCAGCUCUCAACUUCCUCCCGGUUUUAGAUUCCACCCCACCGACGAGGAACUCAUCAUGUAUUACCUCAAAAACCAAGCCACUUCCAAGCCAUGCCCCGUAUCCAUUAUCCCCGAAGUGGAUAUCUACAAAUUCGAGCCUUGGGAAUUGCCUGAGAAGGCGGAAUUUGGAGAAAAUGAGUGGUAUUUCUUUAGCCCGCGUGACCGUAAGUAUCCCAAUGGGGCUAGACCCAACCGAGCUACAGUCUCCGGCUACUGGAAAGCCACAGGGACAGACAAGGCAAUCUACAGUGGGGCUAAGUAUGUGGGGGUGAAAAAGGCUCUUGUGUUCUACAAGGGUAGGCCUCCUAAGGGCAUUAAGACCGAUUGGAUUAUGCAUGAAUAUCGCCUUAGUGAUUCAAGGCCACGCCCCAAGAAGCACAAUGGUUCCAUGAGAUUGGAUGAUUGGGUGCUAUGUAGGAUCUAUAAGAAGAAGCAUGUGGGGAGAAUUUUGGAAGAGAAAGAAGAAAAUUUAGGUCCCCAAAUACCCGUUACAAAUUCAGAUGAUGGCGGUGAGCAGCACCUGAUGAAAUUUCCAAGGACUUUUUCCCUUGCUCAUUUAUUGGACAUGGAAUACUUGGGUCCAAUUUCACAACUUCUAGGUGACAAUUCAUACCAUUCAGCCUUUGAUUUCCAAGGCACCAUAAGCAAUAUUGCCGGAACCGACCCCCCUGGCGUGGACAAAUUCGAGUUAUUCCAACUGCCAUGCCAAUACAACGAUUCAACCAAGUUCCAAGUGAAUCAGAAUCACAUUCCGAACCAGCCUCUAUUUGUGAACCCAGUGUAUGAAUUUCAGUGAUUAGACUUAGUUUAAUCUUUAAAGGAGGGGAGGGUUGAUUGGGUUAGACAUGAUGGGCAUGGCCUGUCCAAAAAUUGUAAAAAAGGAAAAAUGAGUUAACCAUGAAAUAUACCUUCUAAAUUGAAUAUCAGCACAUCAAUAUCUCAA
Messenger RNA from Vitis riparia (riverbank grape), 1086 nucleotides. RefSeq names its product NAC domain-containing protein 1. The record is from RefSeq and is a predicted model, not a curated record. Gene Ontology annotation, biological process: regulation of DNA-templated transcription. The transcript is spliced from 3 exons. NCBI's taxonomy places the organism in Eukaryota, Viridiplantae, Streptophyta, Magnoliopsida, Vitales, Vitaceae. Gene Ontology annotation, molecular function: DNA binding. The coding region runs from base 91 to 939 and encodes 282 amino acids.